AUGGGCAAAGCUUCCCGGUGGUUCAGAAAUCUCCUCGGUCUCAAAACCACCGAUCCCAGCCGCUGCCUUCCUCGCCGGCCCCCGGCCAAGAAGAGGUGGAGCUUCGCCAAGUCCGAUAGGGAGAUAGACCGUGAAUCCCGCGGCGGAGACGACGGUUCCGACGCCGGAAAGAAAGCAAUCGCUGUGGCCGCCGCCACCGCAGCUGUCGCCGAGGCAGCCGUUGCAGCCGCUCAGGCUGCGGCCGCCGUGGUCCACCUCACGAGCAGUGGCACGAACAUCUCGAAGGCGAGGCCUGGCCGCGCCGCGCGCGCCCAGGCUCAUGUUAGCAGGCGUGGCGCACGUUACGGGAGGCGUGAUGAGGAGUGGGCUGCCGUUAUCGUGCAGUCUCAUUUUCGUGCCUAUCUGUCACGAAGAGCUUUACGGGCACUUAAAGCAUUGGUCAAGAUUCAAGCAUUAGUGAGGGGUUAUCUAGUGAGGAAGCAAACUGCAUAUGCUCUUAGACGGCUGCAAGUGCUCGUGCGAGCACAAGCUCGAGCUCGAGCAGGACGAUUUUUGUACUAUGAAUCUCCACAAUCGAGCAUGAAAUCAUCGAACUUCAAUUAUCAGGGGCCACCAACUCCCGAAAAAUCAGAACGUGCUGUUACACGUGCUAGAAGCAUGAAACAAGAACUCUCGAAUUUAUUCCCAAAAACGCAGAAAAACAGCUCGGUUUCAAACAGCAGCACCCGUUUAGACAGCCGAAUGAGCGAAAAGUCAUAUCGCCAAACAGACAUUGACAAAUUCGAUAAAAUUCUCGAAGUCGACAGCUGGAACCCACAUGUCACCUCGAGAAACCGAACCCUCUCUCACUCUUCCUAUCUCGACCGACACCCUACGGUGUCAAAGGACUCCACGGCCCGUUGCCAGUCAGCCCUGAGCACGUCGUCCUGCGAAGCCCAAUCCUCGGGCCUAAGGCCCAGGAAGCAAGACACAGGCGAAAGCACUUUCUGCACGGCCGAAAACAGCCCGACUUUCUACUCGGCAGCAUCUUCGAGAAAAGGAGGUUUUACAACCACAGAAAGUGAUGGCUCGAGAAGCUGUCUUAGUAAUUAUUCUGAUUUUCCAAGUUAUAUGGCUUGUACAGAGUCUUCUAAAGCUAAAGCAAGGUCGCUUAGUGCACCCAAACAGAGACCUCAGUUUGAGAGGUCGAGUUCGACUAAAAGAUACUCGAUUCAUGGGUUUGGUGAUUUGAGGUCGGGUCAUAGAGUGUCUGGUUUGCAAGCUGAUUUCACGAGCAAGGGUUAUCCGGGGUCUGGGAGGUUGGACCGGCUUGGGGUGCCUGUUAGAGGGGAUGUUAGUGGAUUUAGUGAUGGUAAUUGGUAUAGGUAUUAA
Striga hermonthica is the source of this 1371-nucleotide messenger RNA. The record is from the annotation of a GenBank genome assembly. Lineage: Eukaryota; Viridiplantae; Streptophyta; Magnoliopsida; Lamiales; Orobanchaceae.